AUGAAGGUCGCUGUGUUGGACCUGGGGUCUCUGUUUGCCAAGAUCUUCAAGAUCUCAACAGCGUCCCCGGCGGUCUCCAGCCACCCUGGAGGUGCAGCGGCCACAGGAUCAGUGGACUCCGGAGCCAGCACAUCACUUAGAGAGGCUGAGACCCUGACUUUGCUCCCAUCUCUGCCUCCAGACACUGCGGCCUCACGGGAACCCUUCACCCCUGCUCACACUCCGCUCCCUGCCUCGCACCCCAGGAGUUCGGCAGCCACCCAUAGGGUAGAAGCAGCAGGGUGUCCCGGAUCUCUGCCCAGCAACUCAGGGGCAUCCACAGCACUGCCCUUAGCCUUCUACAGCGGCUCUGUGUGCUCCGUGGCCUCAGGGGCUUUGCCCAGCCCAGGGGCUGUCUGGGCGACCCUGCCUUCCGUCACCAUCCCCUUGGACAGCAACAGCAGCGAAGCCUCGAGUCCACGGAACCCUCGCCACCUGCCAGCUCCUGGAGAUCCAGAGCCCAGUGUAUGGAUGGCCCCAGGUCCUGUCCCCAAAACUCUGUUUUUUACCUUGCCAGACAUUGGCGAGGAAUGGACCUCGGACAGCGACUCCCAGGAUGACCCAGAAGGAAGGGGACUUUCAGAAGGAAUCAGGAAGCACAACUCUGAAAAGAGCAAAUAUCCUUUACCUACAAAUUUUACGAGAAACGUGCAGAAAGCCAUUGAUAAAUUCUCCAGCGAGUCCCCCUCAUCCUUUUCAUCCACUGGGAGCCGCACGCCCACAGAGGCCCACAAUUCAUGGCCUGACUCUUCUACACAGAGCUCCACCACGGGACUGUCUACGGAGAGGAGCUCAGUUUCUUCGUGGAGAGAUGAUGAAUUUGACAAAGUCAAUGCACAGAAAGUCCAGCAACUGUUUUGGGAGGUUGAGGAACUGCUAUUUGAAGGGAAAGUGAGUCCCCAGACCCAGAACCUCCUGACUGAAUGCAACGAAUGGGCAAGAAGAUCCCUCCAUCUUAGGGUGUUAGGAAGACAGCUCAUCCCACCAACUGAUGAAGGUUUCCAACACUUCCAGGGGAGCCUGCCUAGUUCUGCUAGUCACAAGCCUUUACCUCAUAUCCCUGACCACAUCAGCAGCACCAGAGAGCUGUGUAUUUCUGGCUCUCAGAUAGUCCCUGAGGUGCUCUCAGCUUCUGCCCUGACAGACCCCGAUGGCACAGAACAGGACCUCACAUCAUGUUCCUCCCUGAAAGAAGAGGUCUACCACGUGGAUGGAAACAUUGAAGAAUAUUUCGCUUUUGACAGGAAACAGGAUGGGGAUGAGCAUCUUGAACAAAACCCAACACUCCGUGGCAAGAAGUGGCGUCGACAUGGGCUUCCUCCCAUUUCCCCUGUUGACUGUGUCAGAGAUGCCGUGGCAGCAGAAGUGUUUGAUCACGUUUGGAGCAAUGUUGUAGAAAUACUGGAAGAUCUCGUUAGAAAAACCUGGGACUCUGCACUCACAGAUGGAAAAAAGCAUAAGGAAAAGCUGAAAGUGGCUGAGAAUAGAUCUCCACACGUGCUCAUGUCUCGUCUCAACACGGAUGUUUGCAGUGUCCCCCCAUCUCGAAGCUCUGAAACGCUCCAGCCAUCCUUGGUUCCCCACUUUAAUCCACCCCAGUUUCCUCAGCCCCAUCGCUUCUCCAGCAACUUCUACCGUGACUUGAGCGGCGUAAUGACGAUUCAAGCCAAGCCGCUUCAGCAGAGACCCACGUACUUUGCAGAUCGAACACAAAAUGAGCAAGAUGACAAAUUGCCUGGGGGAGGGGUUGGAGCAUCUUCCCGGCUCAGACUUGGCCGAAUUCUAGACACUCGGGGACCACAGACUUCUGCCAAGAAGACACCAGUGCACAGGAGACUGCCUUCAAUUGCUUCAGACCCACAGAGGCUGAAAACCCCCACUGUCUACAGUGAUGAAAUUCUGAGAGGAACCAAACUGCAAACUGGCAUCGACCACCUGCCCUCCCCAGCAGCAGCUCAAACCUCCCGGAACCGGUUACCCCCGAUAGGCUCUGAGGCUGGGGAGCAGAACACAGCAGCCUCCGGAUCCCGCCCUGUUUCUUACAGGGGAAGGCACCCACAGAACCGUGUGCUCAGCGCGAUGCCUGACAGCAUGGAAAGGUCACCCCUUCGAGAAAGGACCAUUGUCCUGGAGCAGCCUUCAAGGCCCAGCACGACACAUACAUUCCUGUCAGACACACCGAGGAAAGGCUCCCUGACACCCGUGGAUUUCGCUGCUCACACUUGGACUGGUCAUGGUAUUUUGACAGGUUCACAGUAUCUGCCUAAAUCUUACCAGAGGGUAACUCUGACUGCAAGAAAGAGGUUCCAAGUGGCAUCGUGACGUUACUGCUCACAAAUUAUGGACUUGCUGGAAGACUUGAAGCCUUGGCCACACCAUUUGUCCCAUGAAAAGAAGAGGAACAAGUAUUACCUGGUGUAUAUACUCAUCUCUCUGGCAGCAGGAGACACUAGAAUACCUGAAAGGAACACAAGAGAAUAAGUAACUGAGUUUCAAACACUUGAAAAGCAUUGCAAAGAGAAUAAAAGUUGAACUCCCUAA
Rattus rattus (black rat) is the source of this 2580-nucleotide messenger RNA. RefSeq names its product family with sequence similarity 149 member A (gene Fam149a). Bases 1 to 2361 code for a protein of 786 amino acids. The transcript is spliced from 14 exons. The record is from RefSeq and is a predicted model, not a curated record. Lineage: Eukaryota; Metazoa; Chordata; Mammalia; Rodentia; Muridae.